AUGACUUUAUUCACCACGGACCACCAAACCAUCUUUGCCAUGUCUUCGCAUCAGUAUACCUUGCCGGGCAUGGACGAUGUCCCCGAAACAUACCCAUACAACAUGGGCCAAGCAGACAGUGAGGAAGACGUGGACAGCUUCUACCUGGCCAGUCCCCCAGCGUCCUCAUACACAGGCCUCGGCUUCGAGUCAGCCAUGCCAGCCAUGCCAGCAAGCCAAGCCUACAACACCACCCUGCUGGCACCGAUGAGCGGAUCAUACUUGUCCUACGGCGAUCCGUGGACCUCUCAGGUGCCCCCAACAGCAACAACAGCAACAGCAACAGCAACAUACCACCCCACCGAGAUCUACCCAGCCUCAACAAUGGCAUACAGCCCGCAAAGAACAACUCCCACCAACCUCAACCUCAACCCGCAAAGCUAUCUCUACCCGGGCCCAUCAACCCCCAACCCCGACCCGAAACCGCCCUCCCCAGACCUCGACACGAAAGACCUAAACAACUACGGCAUCCCCAAUGCCGACGGCUCCUGGCGCUGCGCCUACCCAGGCUGCACCUCGGCCGCGACGUUCCACCGCGGCUGCGACCUGCGCAAGCACUUCAACCGGCACCGGAAGCAUCUGUUCUGUCGCCACGAGGGCUGUCCGCAGGCUGUUGCAGGCGGGUUCUCGAGCAAGAAGGACCGCGCCCGGCACGAGGCGAAGCAUAACCCCGGUGUUGUGUGUGAGUGGCCGGAUUGCGGGAGGGUGUUUAGCCGAGUCGAUAACAUGAAGGAUCAUGUGCGGCGGAUUCAUAAGAGGGGGGAGGUUGACUCUUGA
Messenger RNA from Aspergillus udagawae, 816 nucleotides. Its product is annotated as putative C2H2 transcription factor. The record is from RefSeq and is a predicted model, not a curated record. The transcript has a single exon. NCBI's taxonomy places the organism in Eukaryota, Fungi, Ascomycota, Eurotiomycetes, Eurotiales, Aspergillaceae. Gene Ontology annotation, cellular component: nucleus. Gene Ontology annotation, biological process: regulation of transcription by RNA polymerase II. Gene Ontology annotation, molecular function: DNA-binding transcription factor activity, RNA polymerase II-specific; RNA polymerase II cis-regulatory region sequence-specific DNA binding. The coding region runs from base 1 to 816 and encodes 271 amino acids.